AUGAAGACUUUACAGGCAUCUUUGCUUAUCUGCAUCUCACAGGCAUGGGCCGCUCCAGCUCCGCAAGCUUCUUCCUGCGCGCUCGACCCCGUUAAUGGGCCACCUGGAGCUUCAGGUAGUUUAAGACCAUGUCCAGAACUUGUAGGAUACGACCCAUCGAACAGCGUUCCGAAAUCUCCAUCGACAGUGAUUCCACCUGACGAAUUCGAAUUGGCACCCGGCCAGUCUGACGACGCGGAGCUAGGCCUCUUCAUCGAUCUGUCCAAAGUGAAAAAUCCACAACCUAUCCGGGGUGGAACAACUGGCCCAACUGAUCCCGGACCGAGGACCGAGGCCUACGAUCGCCUGAACAGUGAUCUCUUCAUACCGCCGAGCACUGACUCUGGCGACGUUUCGAACGCCAAAUGGCCCUUCUCUCUAUCGCACAACCGCCACGGCCUUGCAGGUGCCGGAUGGGCCCGAAAUCAGAACCAAGACCAACUUCCCAUCGCUACUGCCAUGGCAGGUGUAGACAUGCGCCUAUCACCGAACGCAUACCGCGAGCUCCACUGGCAUAAGUCAGCUGAGUGGGCCUUGAUGCUUAAUGGAAGUGCUCGUAUUGCAGCGGUCAAUGAAGACGGCCAAAACUUCAUUGAUGAUGUGACCGAGGGUGAUGUCUGGUUCUUUCCCGCAGGUGUUCCGCACUCGAUUCAAGCUUUCGAGAACGGCUGCGAGUUUCUGCUCGUAUUUAACGAUGGGGCCUUCAGCGAGGAGAACACGUUUUUGCUCACCGAGCUCAUCGACAGGACUCCCGAAACUGUUGUUGCCAAAAAUUUCCGCACUUCCGUUGAUACUUUUAAGGCUGUUCCGGACAAGCAACUCUGGAUCUUUCCCGGCACCCCGGCGCCUGCAGACAUAGAAAAGCAGAAUCAAACCGGUCCUGCUGGAUUGAUCCCUAAGAAAGACACCUACAGCUUCCAUUGGUCUGAACAGCAGCCCUAUCGGGUUCCAGGCGGGAGCAUCAAGAUCCUAGACCCGGAAACAUUUCCCAUUGCUGCCGGAUUUUCCGCCGCCCUAGUAACGGUUGAACCCGGAGCGAUGCGCGAGAUGCACUGGCACACAACAUCGGACGAAUGGACAUAUUUCAUCCAGGGCCAGGCCCGUCUCACCGUCUACCAAGCCCCCUCCUCAUCGCGCACCUUUGAUUUCAACGCUGGCGAUGUUGGCUAUGUCCCUGUUCCGAACGCGCACUACCUCGAGAACACUGGAAACCAGACCCUUAUCUUUCUGGAAGUGCUACAAGCGCCGCGGUACGCGGAUAUCAGCGUCAACCAGUGGCUGGGUAUUACGCCGAGACAGGUUGUAAAGGACCACUUGAAGGUUGGAGAUGCGUUUUUGGACACGUUGCCGAAGGUGAAGCCGUUCAUUGUUCCUGGUAACAAGGACCUCCUUGCUACGAACUUUACUGGAAAUCCUUUGUAA
Paraphaeosphaeria sporulosa is the source of this 1461-nucleotide messenger RNA. Its product is annotated as Bicupin, oxalate decarboxylase/oxidase. The transcript has 4 exons. Gene Ontology annotation, biological process: oxalate metabolic process. The coding region runs from base 1 to 1461 and encodes 486 amino acids. The record is from RefSeq and is a predicted model, not a curated record. NCBI's taxonomy places the organism in Eukaryota, Fungi, Ascomycota, Dothideomycetes, Pleosporales, Didymosphaeriaceae.